AUCGGUCGCUACUGUUUACUAGCAAUUCAGCUGCAGCUAGCAAUACUAACCAAACUGAUUUGUCACAGUUGAGGUUAUGAAGGAAACUUGUAAUUAGUGUAGUAUGAAGGAAUGACUUGAAUCAAGCUGACAAUGGCUUCAAUUCACUGAAUUUCAAAAGGAGAUUAGAGUUAGCUGGGCAACAUUAUAUACCUAAGUGCUAACAGCAGUCCUUAUCAGUUUGCCUGUCUUAAUCUAAUAGGUAUCUUGCUACUUUGUUUUUGAAGAUGGACAAGUUUGUAGUACGACUUCCCAAGGGGGAAACACCUACAAAAUCCAAAAGCAACGGAAAGGUUUACAAACAAACUACAAUUGAAUCUUUACGGAGGGUGGUUGUGAUUGAGGAUAUCAUGCGCUACAAGUCCAUGUUGGAGCUGCCAGAACAGAGCAAGGACAACCUGCUGUCUGCCCUCACAGAGCUCGGCAAGAAGAUCCCAUCCAGAGAGGUGCUCAAGUCCACUAAAAUAGGUCACACUGUCAACCAAAUGCGCAAGCAUCUGGACCCUGAAGUUAGUUCAUUGGCAGCAAAGGUUUACACUGACUGGAGGACAUUCAUUGAGGAGAAUUCCAAUAAGCCGUCAAUUGAAGUGCGCUCCGACAAACAAUCUGAAGGACUCCGGAGCAACGCCAGAAGACUAAUGUCUGAGGCCCUGGAGGUCAAGGAGGAUUCGGGUCUAAUAGACAACAUUGAGAGAGAAGUGUUUCACCUGAGCUCCCGGUUAGUCAGCGGUUCAUACAGACGGACCAUUAGAGCGCUGGUGUUUGCCUUCAAACACAACCCAGAAAUCAGAACUCAAGUGAAGGACAACACAAUGUCAGUCAACCAGCUGGUUUCCAAAUACAAAAAAUAACUGGUGUAAAGACCUCUGGAUGGUUUUACUUGAACAUUGCCAAUCUUUUUGAUGCAUUUGAUUUUUUUAUCUUUUUAUUAUUUUCUGUAAAGGAGAUACAAAAUAUGUUUACACUUUGUGGCACAUCAGCAACCUUACACUGUUUCAUAACUGAAUGUAAAACACAGUCAAGAAUAAUUUAUUGUUGAUGGUGAUGAUAAUGCCGUCUUUUAUCUGGAAUCAUAGACGUUUUUUGUAAAUUAUGUGU
Molecule: messenger RNA, 1137 nt
Organism: Trematomus bernacchii (emerald rockcod)
Lineage: Eukaryota; Metazoa; Chordata; Actinopteri; Perciformes; Nototheniidae
Gene: tceanc2
Product: transcription elongation factor A (SII) N-terminal and central domain containing 2
Exons: 4
Coding region: 267-890 (207 amino acids)
Biological process (GO): DNA-templated transcription
Cellular component (GO): nucleus
Source: RefSeq, a predicted model, not a curated record